Molecule: messenger RNA, 4047 nt
Organism: Columba livia (rock pigeon)
Lineage: Eukaryota; Metazoa; Chordata; Aves; Columbiformes; Columbidae
Gene: RNF25
Product: ring finger protein 25
Exons: 10
Coding region: 45-1562 (505 amino acids)
Biological process (GO): protein ubiquitination
Cellular component (GO): nucleus
Molecular function (GO): protein binding; ubiquitin protein ligase activity
Source: RefSeq, a predicted model, not a curated record
GCGUGCGCCCGCGCGGAGGUUCCGGUUCCGGGGCGCACGAGAAGAUGGCGGCGGCCGAUGAGGAAGCGGAGGCGACGGAUUGGGCGCUGCCGCCGGAGGUGGAGGUGCUGGAGUCCAUCUACCUGGAGGAGCUGCGGGUGGCUCGGGGCCGCGGCAGGUGGGAGCCCUGGGAGAUCGGCAUCACCCUGCACCCCGCCACGGCCCAGGACCAGGACUCGCAGUACGUCCGCUUCACCCUGAUGCUCUCCGUGCCCCCACAGUAUCCCAACAAAGCUCCGGAAAUCUCGAUCAGGAACCCGCGGGGACUGUCAGAUGAGCAAAUUCAAAAGAUCUCCCAGACCCUCAGAAGUGUUGCUGAAGCCAGGCUUGGGACAGAGGUGCUCUACGAACUGAUUGAGAAGGGGAAGGAGAUUCUCACUGACAAUAACAUUCCUCAUGGCCAGUGCGUCAUCUGCCUGUAUGGAUUCCAGGAGAGAGAAGCCUUCACAAAGACCCAGUGCUACCACUACUUUCACUCCCACUGCCUGGCCCGCUAUGCCCAGCACAUGGAGGAGGAGAUCCUCAUGCAGCAGGAGGAGAGAGAGCAGCACCUGGAGCCUUCCCCUAGACAGGAAGUCGGCGUGCAGUGCCCUGUCUGCCGUGAGACCCUGGUUUAUGAUCUUUGCGCUCUGAAGGCGGCACCAGCCCCACAGCAACCCCUGGAGCUAUACAGGCCAGAUGCCAAGACGCUGCAGCACCAAGAAGAACUGCGCUUAAUUUUCAAGAGACAGCAAGAGAAAGGCGGCAUCAUUGACCCUGAAGCAGAGAGGAACCGUUACUUCAUCAGCCUCCAGGCGCCUCCAGCUGCUGUUGAUCCACGCCAAGCUGCCUCUGAGCCACUGGUGAGUGCAAGCACUGUGGAUGUGCCCCAGCUGCCCAGCCAAGCCUCUGCUCCUGAGCCAGCUGGAGCACCAGGGGCCAGGGCAGACCCUGGGCAGCCCAAGAGGGCUACUGUGCCCAGGGAGCAACAGAGCAAGAGGGAGAGGCACAGAGGGGAGAGGCCAGGCCCCAGGGGCCAGGGCAGGCAGUCAGGCAGCAGCUUGCAGGAACCGGCAGAGGAAGUCUGUCAUCCGCUCCACGGCCCCAGGGGGCCAAGGGCCUUCAGCCGAAGACCAGAGCAGAAACCUGGUGGGAGGCACAGCCAGGAGUUUCCAAAGUCUCACAGCAGAAGCAGAGAUGCUGCCCUGGCUGAAAGAAAGGAGUUGUGCCCUGAGGAUCCCUCACCAGUAACAGAGGCAGUGGACUUGAAAGAGGAGCACCACGAUGUGGAAAGAUGGACCCUGGAGGAGGGGGCUGAGGCCCAGGGCAGGGAGAAGGAGAACGAGAACCUGGUGUUCAACCGCAGUGACCACAGAGUAGCUCCCAGCUGGCAGGGCCACCACAGGCCCUGGGGUUGCAGGAGGUGGGAGAGGUCCAGGGUCCAGGACCGUGGUUCCCACCCCAGGUCACCAAGAGGGCGGGGGUUGCUCAGGCCCAGUGGGCAUCGAGAAGCCCAUCUCCUGGAGAAGGAGAGUGGCUCCUAGCAGGAGGGGUGGGGGGCUGGGCUGGGGAGGGCUGGUUUUGGGGAGAACAGUGGAGGCUCUGGUGGAGCAGUAGCAAGCCCGGGAAGCAGUAGCUUCAGGAAGGAGAAGCAGUUGGCAUGUGGCACAGCUUGGGGCAGGCAGAGUCUUCAGGGUACGUGUGGCAUGAAGCAUCCUGGCAUAAGCAAGUGGCUGGUGCCAGCAUUGGAGAAGCUGACUCCUGACAGGCUAUGUCAGCCUUGGUCUUAGAGGACCCAAGGUACAGAGGAAGCCUUGACCAGGGACAUGCAGCCAUCAUCCCUGUGUGUGAGCUGCCAAGAAAUGUGCACACCUACAGAGCAAAUGGACUGAGCCCAGUGUCGUGCCACAGCAGAGCCAGAGUUGUGGCAGGACCUUUCACUGGAAGACAGUGUCCCGGCAGAGCUGUGGUGGUGCCAAGUGAUAAGGCUGUGCCAGGACAGCAGCCUGGAGUUCAAGUUUGCUGUGUCCCCCAUUACAUCUCAGAGCACCUUCUCAACUGCUGUCCCUGUCCCUUGGAGACAACAUCGCUUCUACCACAGCCCUGAUCAUUGUGUGGCUGAUGGGCUCAGCCAGGCAAGUCCUUUGUACAACAGGACAUUUCCCAGGCCCAGCCAGGACAGCUAAAAUAAGCCUGAGUCAACACAUUGGCAAGCUGGGGCUGUCUGGUGGCUGAGCCUUCAGGCUGGCUCCUGCUCCCUCAGGAAGCCCAGAUUUAGCUGGAGCUCCUGCCUUGUCCUUCAGCUGCUUUUGUGCAGGCAGAAGCUGAUGGGGGAGACCUGGGAAGAGCACUCCGCUCUGCCACGUCUGUCUGUGCAGAUCUCCCUAACGCCAGACCAUCUCCCAGACCUCCCGGCAGCCUGCAGUUGAAGACAUGCCUCAGUACUUCAGAUACUCUUACCUGCCUUUCAUCUUGAAGCUGAUCUUGCUUCAAAGAAACAAUUUGCUGUUUAAACUCACUUGGUGCAGUUCCUUCUGCUGCUGCUUCAGAUUUAAACUUUGUCUUACUCCAAAGCCACGAUGGGUGAUCCCAAGCCUCUGAAGUGGGAUACCGCUAUUAAUCUGGUGGGUCUUCUCCAGACCCUGCUCCAUUUGUUUUCUCUGCCCUUUUGCUCCUGUUCUUUGCUGUUUGGAGCAAAGGUGUUGAUCCCUGGUGUUGCUCCCUCAUCUCCCUCCUCCGCACACCUGGGGCCAGGGCAGAGACCUUCCCCUGGCACCCCUGUGUGGCAGGAGGCCUCCCCACUCCCUGCUUUGCCCACCCUGGUGUAAGCUGUCUGGCUCACCUGGGCAGUACCAAUUCCUUUACACUUGUUUGUGCCUUGUGCCCCAGCCUCUCUUGGCCACACAUGGGUUGUUACUGUCUUCCUCCUCCUGCAGAGUGCAGAAAUGGCUGUGCUGCGAUGGACUUGCCAGAGCCUCAGGCAAGAUCCCUGGGAAACCAAGUGCUGUGUGCCAGCUGGGAGGGUAUUUGUGCUGCAUCUGUCUGGUUGAUUCUUUGCACAUGAAGGUUGCACAAAAGGCCUCUCUUGAAUGGGUCUUCCUCACCUGCUGCCCUGCUCUCCAAGCCUGGCCUUGUUCUGAAGGGUUGGUUUAACCCACUGCCCAAGAACCUUCCGUGCUUAAAUUUCCAACAAUGGCCUAUUUUCCUAUUUUUAACACUAAUGCUCUAAAAGCGUAUUUUUUUUCUCUCGUUGGUCUGAAUCUACACUACCUGUCCUGGGUUUGGGGAUCUGAGAGCCAGACGUCGUGCCCUGCUGGGGAUGAGGGCUGAGCACUCACUCCCUGAAGAGUGCCCUCAUUUUUUUUAGUGCUCGUUCUGUCCUGGUUCCAGCUGGUUUCUGGGUGAACAGCCUGGCCGCACUUCAGUGAAAACAUGUAAACUCUAUCUGACAUUGGCGCUUGUUCUGCUGCCUCCUGCCUUCACCUGUGAAAUGGCUGUGCUCCAAGAAAGGCAUUUGGUCAAGUCUUGAAAGAAACACAGAGAUCUCUGCCCCUUGCAGCAGAUGACACUGAAGCUCCUUGGCUUCUUCCAGUGAGCCAGGCUUACUCUCAGCAGGAAGACUGCUGUGCCAAGUGUUUGGAACAUGGGAAUUCAGCCAUGGAAAUCAGAGCGAGCAAGAAGCUGGGUAACUUCAGUCAAAUGCCAGAUGUGUUAAGAGGGGAGGGUUUUUUCCUGGGAGUAAGGAUUUCAGGAUGCCCACACCUCUCUGACUCACUGCUGUCAGCCUGGGGCAGAGGACAUUUUGCAACAGCACAUGGAAAAGAAUUUGGGCUAAACAAAUCAAACCUCUGGGUCAGAAGGGAAGAACAGAGCCUGCACCCUGCCCUGCGGCUCCUCACUUGGUGUCCACCUGUGUCACCCACCUACCUCACAGGGCUGUUGUGAGGCUUAACUGGCAAAAGCAACUCAGGCUGGACAGAAGGCAGCAGCAUCUGUAGCAUUAACACUAUUAAAAGCAGAGUGACAGAU